Messenger RNA from Neltuma alba, 1291 nucleotides. RefSeq names its product ubiquitin-like domain-containing CTD phosphatase. The coding region runs from base 53 to 1051 and encodes 332 amino acids. Gene Ontology annotation, cellular component: nucleus. The transcript has 6 exons. Gene Ontology annotation, molecular function: protein binding; phosphoprotein phosphatase activity. The record is from RefSeq and is a predicted model, not a curated record. Gene Ontology annotation, biological process: regulation of proteasome assembly. NCBI's taxonomy places the organism in Eukaryota, Viridiplantae, Streptophyta, Magnoliopsida, Fabales, Fabaceae.
UUAUCGUAAUAGACGCAGUGGUGCAGUGCGGAGGGCUGCGUGAGCUUUGGUCAUGGCUUCCAACUCUGCAUCAACGGCUUCGGUGUCCGAAGAGGAGCUCACUCUGACAGUGAAGUGGAGUGGUAAGGAGUACACCGUCCGGGUCUGCGGUGACGACACCGUCGGCGAAUUGAAGCGCCGAAUCUGUGAGCUCACGAAUGUGUUGCCCAAUCGCCAGAAGCUUCUCUACCCUAAAGUCGGUUCUAAACUCGCCGAUGACUCUCUCUUGCUCUCGCAGCUUCCCCUCAAGUCUUCUCUUAAGAUGACCAUGAUCGGUACUACUGAAGAAGAUAUAAUUGUUGAUCCAGUGGAAUCGCCUGAGAUUGUGGACGAUUUUGAGCUUGGUCAAGAAGAAGUUGUAGACAUCAAAGACAUGGAAGUGAACAAGCAAAAAUUGAAGAGACGUGUAAGCCAAUACAAGAUUGAGCUCCGAAAUCCAUGUCGGAAAGGGAAGAAACUCCUUGUUCUGGAUAUUGAUUAUACCCUAUUCGAUCAUAGGUCAACAGCAGAGAACCCCCUUGAACUUAUGAGACCUUAUCUUCAUGAGUUUCUUACUUCAGUUUAUUCAGAAUAUGACAUUAUGAUAUGGUCUGCGACAAGCAUGAAGUGGAUUGACCUGAAAAUGGCACAACUUGGGGUUUUGGACAAUCCUAAUUAUAAAAUCACUGCACUUCUUGACCACAUGGCAAUGAUCACUGUCCAGUCAGCUUCUCGUGGGGUCUUUGAUUGCAAACCUCUCGGUUUGAUCUGGGCUCAUUUCCCCGAGUUCUACAAUGCUGCAAAUACCAUCAUGUUUGAUGAUCUUCGAAGAAAUUUUGUGAUGAACCCACAGAAUGGUUUGACUAUCAGGCCAUUCAGGAAGGCUCAUGCUAAUAGAGAUAGUGAUCGGGAGCUUUUGAAGCUUACCCAGUACUUGAUGGCCAUUGCAGAACUUGAUGACUUGAGCAAUCUUGAUCAUAAUAGUUGGGAAUUUUUCACAGAAGACAGCACUAAAAGACGUAGGCACACAUAAAUUUAUCCAUUGCAAGUAACCACAAAAAGAGAAGGGACAAAUGACUGAAAGGAAAGGAGCUCUUAUGGAAGAUAUGUUGUACUUUUGAGUUUAUUGAUUCUGCUGAUAUAAUUUCUGUUUGUUUUUUUGUUUAUUUUGGGCCAACUGCUUAUAUAACUUCAGCAUAGCAGUUUGUGAAACAAAAUUUACUACUCUCUCUUAUUCUAUUUAUGACGACUCCUCACGAUCCUUUAAAUCAAA